This is a messenger RNA of Meloidogyne enterolobii, 183 nucleotides long. The record is from the annotation of a GenBank genome assembly. Lineage: Eukaryota; Metazoa; Nematoda; Chromadorea; Rhabditida; Meloidogynidae.
GUUAGUUUAGUAAUGAGCCAAAGAGGAGGUGUCCAUCAUUUAGUUCCCUUAACUUCAAUCUCGACAGGAGCAUCUAGAGCCAAUUCUGGUUUUGCAACACCUAGGCAUGAUGCUAGAUGCCAAACAACUAGUUUGGGUUCUACACUUCCGAGGGAUUAUAGAAUAAGAAAAGUUUAUUUAUAA